Messenger RNA from Grus americana (Whooping crane), 1782 nucleotides. It is a transcript of the gene TMEM53, whose product is annotated as transmembrane protein 53. The record is from RefSeq and is a predicted model, not a curated record. Lineage: Eukaryota; Metazoa; Chordata; Aves; Gruiformes; Gruidae. The transcript has 3 exons. The coding region runs from base 449 to 1075 and encodes 208 amino acids.
GUUACGGUGUGGCGGGAGGGAACUGUGUAGACCCUGGUGCCGUACCGGGUGUCUGGUAGUUCCUGGAGGGCAGGGCAGGACGCUUCCCUUUCCCCCUGGAAGUGGGCAGCAGUCUCUGAGGCCUCCCCAGCUCCCAGGAGGCGUGAGGAGGGGGUCUCUGCCCCCCGUAGCGAUCUGUGCGCUGCUGGCUCUGCACCCGUGGAGACCUUUGGGAAGCUGCAGGGACUGAAGCUGCUGUCCUAUUGAGCACACCCACGUAGUGAAACUGGGAUGAGGCAGUAUUCAUGAUUGAGAAACUGAGAGCAGUAGAGAGAGAGAGCAUGCAGAUGGUCAGCCUGUGGUGAUCCUCCUAGGCUGGGCAGGCUGCCAGGACAAAUACCUGGCCAAAUACAGUGCAAUCUACAGUCAGAAGGGCUGCACCGUCAUCCGCUACACGGCUUCAUGGAAGAUGAUAUUCUUCUCUGAAACCUUUGGCAUCAGAUCCCUCGAGACCCCGGCCAGGCGACUCCUGGAGCUGCUCUUUGACUACAGCAUUGAAAACAGACCAAUUCUUUUUCAUGUUUUUAGCAAUGGUGGUGUCAUGCUGUACCGUUACAUCAUUGAGGCACUCCACACUCACAAGCCAUUUAAGAACCUCAAAAUAGCAGGCACCAUUUUUGAUAGUGCCCCUGGCAGAAGGAACUUGAGAGGAGGCCUUCGUGCCUUGGCAGCUGUCUUGGUAUCCACGAAUGUGCUGCUCAAGUAUUUCCUCUUAUUCACUUUUGCUACUACAGCUGUUGUGCUGCGGAUCUUGCUGUACCCGUUGACCCGUUUCAUCCACGAGAGCCAUUACGACGCCCUGCUGAAAGCACCCUCGCGGUGGCCUGAACUUUACCUCUACUCCCAAGCUGAUGCUAUCAUCAAGGCCAGCGAAGUUAAGGACAUGGCUGAUGCCCGGCAGCAGCUCGGUGUCUCCGUGAAAGCUGUAGACUUCUCAGAUUCGGCUCACGUCAGCCAUAUGCGGGCAUAUCCCACUUAUUACAGCAACCUCUGUACGACAUUCCUGUCUGACUGUGUCGGGGGCUCACCUCGUUAGUGGUGUAAUGACUGCCAAUGUUUGCCUCUGCUUUGCUCAGCUUGUAUGGGAAAUGUCACCCCCUUUGCCUUUGUGCCUUUGAAGGGACGAAAGUAGAGACUUCUUAGCUUUAUUUUUUGUUUGUUUUAUUUUCACCAUCUACAAGCCUGAAAGCCUCCAGACUGGCCUUUGGGCCAGGCAUGUUAUAGCAGAAAGUAGAUAUGGAUUAAUUUAAAGUACUAAAGGUGAAAUCCUAGCGUGGUUGAAGUUGAUGUGCUUUACCAAGGUGUCACAGACCAGAAUUUUCCAGGGAAUGUUAUUUGUUUCUUCCUAUCUCCUGUUGUUCUCUGUUUUCCAUGUUGUCUCCUUGUCCCUGAUGUCCGAUGUUCACGUUCUGUUGCCUUGUACUGAUUUUACAAUACAGCUCUUCCAUGUCUUUGUUUUUUCUCUCUGCCGUUUCUUUUAUCUUGCAGUAAGCGAACAGAAGCAGCUCUGCCGGACUUUUCUCUCGGUGCAUCCCAGCUCUGCUGAUGCUCCUUGCUGGAGAUCAGACCCAGAAACCAAGCAUAAGGCCUGGAAAAGGCUUGUGCAGGGCAGUAUGACCAGGCAGUCAUCUGGUUCCCUUAAAUAGCUGAGAUAGAGCAGUUAAAGCUCUGAUCUUUGGUGGGAGCUCAAAUGUUUGUCAUAACUUUUGUGUUCUUCAACUGAAAGAUUUAAGUUAACCUUUU